AAGCGGGACAUCUGGUCACCCUAAGUGUAUCGUUUACAGUGCUGGAUGAAGUAUUUUAUUUAAAAUAAAAUACGAAAAUGUAAAAAUACUACAAGUAAAAGUCUUUCAAACUAAAUGUUACCUAAUAUAAGGAAAAGUAUAGGUUCAAGGUUCAAGGUUUUUUAUUUUGUCAUACGAACAUAGCUAUAGUGUAGUUAUGACGAUGAAAAUCUUAGGUCAUCUGAUCUAACCAAUCAAGUAUGCCUAAAGUACUAGGAUAUAAAUAACUCAUUGUGCAGAAUUGCCCCUUUCAGUAAUAUUUUUAUUUAGUUUAUACAAUUAUUAUUAUUAUUAGUGCAAUACCAGAGCUGUUAUGGAAGGUUAUAUCAGUAGCGAAGUCCCUCCCCUUCCCUUUAUGAAUCGUUUUCUGCGAAAUGAUUGGCCGACUAUGAAAGUACUUCCUGUAAACAUUGACUCUGAUUGGUUCCUCGUCGUUUGACGUUCCGGAUGUUGCAUGUUUUUUUCCGGCCGGCUCACCCAUGGAUGUAGGGCUCACCGUUCCGUUCUCGGUAAAAUGGCAGAGGUCGGUCAUAGGCUAGGGAGCGGGGCUUACCGGCUGUCCGCCCUCAGAAACAGCCAGAGUUGGUCGGUGUGCACCGGAGAGAGUCCCGGUCCUCUGCUGGUCAACUCCCUCAGUGACAGCCGGUGUAAAGAGCAGUCAACCCGGGACCAACAUCAUGAAGUUCAGCCAGUGUCAAGAAGCAAAGCAACACGACUCAAACCAGAGAAACUUUCCGGAGUGACAACAAGUGAAAGUCCACAGAAAAAUGGGACUUUGGGCUGUGUCAGGUAUUUGGAGCUGGAUUCAUCCCGGUUUAUCAGAGAGAGACUUAACACUUACACAACAUCCCUGUACCUCUCAGCGAGGCAGCAGGAGAGGCUGCUGCCCGGCAGGAUGACAUCCUGGAGCAGAGGAGCUGUUUUCAUCCACCCUGACACCUUCAGGUCAGGGCAGGGGUCAGACAGGUGGAGGCGUCUGAAAGCCCAUCCUAAUACCAUGCAGGUAUCUACCAGAAGCUACAGCUGGAAGAGUGACCGCAGCUCAGAGGAGGCUCCCAUUAUGUACAGAGCAAGGACGACUUAUUACGACAUCCUCAGAGUGUCCCCUGGUGCCACACAGUCCCAGAUCAAGACAGCCUACUACAAGCAGUCUUUUCUUUUCCACCCUGACAAGAACCCAGGGAACGAUGAGGCCACGCAGCGCUUCUUUGAUAUAAGCAAGGCCUACACAGUGCUGGGAAACAUUGGCCUCAGGAGGAAGUAUGACCGUGGGAUUCUCAGCAGUUCAGAUGUUCACAGUGCAGGGAGACCUUCCUCCAAAGAGACCAUGAGCAAAUCCUCAGCCCCCCCACAUCAGCAACACUACAGAACCAGGCAGUUCUCCCAAACUGGGAAGAAGGCCAUGUUUGAUUUUGAUGCUUUUUAUCAGGCUCACUAUGGGGAGCAGCUGCAGAGGGAGAAGGACAUGAGAGCCAGGAAGCAGCGCCUGCAGGAGCAGAAGAAGGAGAACCUCAACAAGUGGAAGGAGGGAAGACAUUUGGACUUGACUAUGAUAGUGCUGAUGGCCAUGGCAGGCGUUCUCGUUGUGAAUCUCAGCAUAUCCUGAAAUAGAUGCAGCACCUUGGCGGGUGCCUCUCUGGGGUUGCAUGUUACAACUCUCAGGGAGGAGAAAGAGGGGGAGAGAGAGUGCUACCUCAGACUGUUUUGCAAGUGUUGCACGGUUUUUGACAGUUGAAGAUGAUUUUUUCUUGUGUGUUUUUAAGGAGCAAACAAAGGCUGAAUCACUGGUUAGAGGCCAAAGAUUGGUAUUUAUAAACUGUGUCAUUAGCUGAUUGUUUCAAAACAGCAACUGAGCAUAUUACUUUUCCUCAUUCAUUCACUUUAAGACUGUAAAAACCAGCAGAAACAAAAACUGCAAACACUUACCUAAAAAGUGGGUGCUGAAUGAUCAUACAUCAGAAACGUCAAGAGAGAGAACAUUUACAAAUCGUAUGUACAGGUAAUAUUAUAUUUCACUCUUAAUGGCUUUCUCACCGUUGAUUUAUUUUAACCUAGGUUUCAGAGACAUCAUUACAAUCUUGUCAAAUGGUCACUCUCCUUAUCUCAAGAAGCUGAUGUAGACUGUUAUGGAGGUUUAGUUUUUGUGCCAUCAACAUCUGUACCACCAGGUGUGAAGUUUCUGUGUCUGCACUUAUUUAUUUCAUUUCCAUAGGGACAAGUCUGAAGCCAAACCACCCUUAUUGGCAGCUCUCAUUGAAUUCCUUUCACCCACAUGCUGCACAAGGAUGUGAACAUUGAAUGUCUGAGGCUGGAACACGCACAAUCCCUUUGCCUUUCCUUACACACUGCAUCUGUAAUUCAGGAAAUCACUUUGAAGUGUGCAAAUGUAAGAUUAUUAGAAAAAUAAUACACAUGUAUACACCUAUUUUUGAGAGUGUAUCGAUCUACUGUAUAUUAUGUUAAAUUAAAAAUUAAAAUUUAUUUUUUAAUAGGGGUAACUGUAUAAACCAACUCUCAACCAACAGUUUGAUUCAUAUUUUUUAAAUAGUUUUAUUUAUCAAUGAAGAUCAUAGUUUGUGAUUACCCAGAAUGCUUUGCGUGUUUUUUUUUCUUUCUGCAAUUCUAUAAGAUCUGACCUCUAGAGGGCGCCUGAGCACAUCCAAAUCAUCAUAGGCUUCAGUUGGAGGCCUCUGUGUAGUCUGUAAUGGACGAUACUCAUUUAUGGUAUGGAAGUCUGCUGAGAGCUGCUGUUGUUGAUAAUACAUCAGUUUAUUUCCUUGAAGAUGCUUCCCAGUAGAAACUUCCAACAUGGUUCAUUUCUGGGAUUAAAGGAAUACUUCGCCAACAGAAGGAAUAUUUGUCAAUUACUCACGGUGUGUUACCUUGAAUUCUAGGAGAAUUAUUUUUUUCCAUAUGCCUAUAGUGAACGAAUAAUUAAAAAAAGACUUGUCUUGAAUGAAAGUAUAUGGGGCUGAACUUUCACAACAGUAAAACUAUAUCCAAACAUUUUCACUCUCAUAAUUUUUGUAUAUGUAAUAGAAAGUAGUUAAUUUAAUGUCUUAUUUAUCCAGUUGUAUUCUCAGUAUUUCCCUUACUAUUUAAGACAAUUCUGCAUAGACAGUCUUACGUUUGUGCAGGCAUGCCUCUUUUAAAUAGAAGAUUUAAGCAAAAAAUACACAUGUUUUGUUAAAUGUAUUUUGAAGGAACUGUGAAUGAAAUUGAGACUUGGAUUAUACUUUACAAGUUGUGUGAGAGUUUGUAGCCUGAUGUUUUGAUGCAGUUUUGCCGUUGUUAAAUGGCCCAAAACUUAAAUUCAUUACUUGCAUGAAAGAUAAAUGUUUUCUUCAAGAAUUCAAGGUUACAUGGGUUGAGUAGUUAAGAAUCAAAUGGACAUUUUGUUGGUAAAGAAUUCUUUCAAGUUAUCAGUGUUUAAACUGACUGUAGUGGUCAAACAAGUCAAACCCUUUGAACUAUGAUACUGCUGCACUAGAUCUCAUAAUACAAAUGUGUGGUAGCAUUAGGGCCUAAAUAUGGAAGAUAGGCUGACUCUGUUUCAUUUAAUAAUAUAAACUGAAACAAAUAAAAACCACGACACCUCAGUUAAUACAGAAUACAUACAUGUGAAACAAAUGAUCUCUAUAGAGAGCUCUACUUUAUCAGAUUGUUUUUGUAACACCAAACUCUUCAACUUGUUUAAGCCGUAUGUCAGGCUGUUAGUGACGUGUGUUGAAUAACCGCAGGAAAAAGUGCAACAUUUCUUCACAUUUUAUUCACAGAAAUAUAAAGUAGUAUGUCAAGUACAUCACUUUGUACAAAAUUGCACAGACUCUUCAAAACUCAGUCAGACAACAGAAAAUGUAGCUUAAGAAGUGUUAAGAAAAUAAAAGGGAGGCAUGAGCAAUCUGUGAUAUGUGAGAUGGGCUCUUGCAACAGACAGGCUCCACUGAGGAUGUUUCAUCAAGAAGAAUCAAUCAAUUGUACAUAAAUAAGACUCGAUAGGAAAAAUGUAAUUUACAACAGCUGAGGAAUAAAUAUGUUUCAAAAAUAGGAUUCAAAUUGGCACAUGAACUGCUCCGUUCUCUCCUCGACUGAAAUUUAAAUGUCACCAUUGAAGCUAAAUGGCCGUGCUUGAAAAGCCCAAUGUUGACUCUUGAUAUGUUUAUUCUUUCCGAACAAAAGUUUGCAUAUGUGUGAAGUACAGUAUCUGAAAUCUGGCUGCUCUCUAUUCAUUUUGUAAGGUGUGCCUUGCCAGUUUAAAAAGAAAAAGGUGUGACAUUGUGGGAAGUACAUCCCUGGGUUGGAUCAGAGCAUUGAUACCACUCCACUGAACAUGAAAGUGGUAACCAUUUUCUUAUUUAACUCUUGGCAAUGCAUUUCCAAAAUGUCAAACAUUUCCUUUAAGAAGGUAUUUGGACUGAUAUUGUGUUAUAGUGAAUGUCUGUGAUGUACAUUUUUACAGUAACAUGAGUAUUUUGUUGUGUUUUUCUUACGAGUUAAUAACUCAACAAGCCCAUCACUCUGUCAGCAUAAAGUAAAGCAACAACAUCACAUCUUCCCAUUCAAACAUGGCCAUCUACUACCCCUAACUUACUGCCUGUCCACACCAGGCCGCACUAACAGUACCAAAUACUGCCGCCUCUCUAAAAAGCGAGUCCCCGGUCCGUCCAAUAAAUGCUGGAUUUGGUAUAAUAAUAAUAUCUUCAAGGCAUUACUUCAAGUGAACUCCUAUAUUAACAGCAUAUCUAAUCUACAGGUUAUUGAUAUGAUAAGCUUGAAUACAGAACCAGCACCAGAUGGAGGGACCUCGAAAACCAUGUUUUAGAAACACUACUGCAGCACAACGAUCAUUAAAAAUAUUUGAGCUCUAAUACACCAUCACACACUCUUAUACAAAUAACCCGGUAUGACGGCAAAAUGUAAGCCACCCGGCCGUAUUCAUACAAACUGAACAUGUGUCCAUGUACCAUUUCAGAGUUUCUAAAGUGAUAUGUAACACAACAUAUGACCACCUGUGUGUGUGUAUGUGUUGCAGCCAUUAAUGAAACUGAGAAACAAAGCCAAUUCAUUAUGAUGAGAUAUGCAUGAUCAGUGUGUUUUUAGCAGAAACUGAAGAUAUAGUAAUUACCUGCGUAACAUUUUUGGGUUUUUGAGUUUAUGUGAGAUGGCAAACGCUAUGACCAACAGUCUAUUCAAGUCCAAGGUAAUUGUCAGGCACUAAGACCCUUUAGGCUGUAGACGUUUUAAGAAAAACAUGUCCGAGCUAACGCUAACACGCCCAUGAUUGCACUAAAUUCACACCACCUGUUGUCCUCCUAGAUGUUUAUUAACCUGCAGCAAAGACCAGAGGAAGUUUCCUGUUCUCAUCUAUUCAGCCUGUGACUUGAUCAUUAAGCUAUAACGUUAGAAUCAGUGAGAACAUCGUGCUUUUUUUUUAAUGUAAGCAUGUUCGUAACUUUUGGUUUUACCAAAAUACCUUUUAACUAUGUUCUCUAUAUCUAGCAAUUACAAACGACUUCAAUUCACAAGACAGGACACAAAACGUUGAUCAAAAACUACUAAACUAGAGUUAAUUACACCAUUACAACAAUAAGUUAACUACUCAAUAGUUAGCCAAUCAUCAAGUCAACAUCACGUCAGUGCCCUAUUAAAACGCUCAUAGUGUUAUAUUAUUAUACCAAGGGUUCCCUUUAAAGAACCAAACUGCUGCUGUUAGCUUAGCAUCUGAAAACUACUAUAAUCCGUGUUACUGACCAAUUCGGGAGGGGCUGUGUGUUCAGGCCGCCGGCAGUUGGAGGUCAUGGCUGUCUUUGUGUCUGUGUUUUUAUCUAAAGAUGAAGAGUUAACUUGUAAUAUCUGUUCAUCAACAAGCUAAGUGUUGUGAUAGCGGACGGUCCACACGUGAAGAACAAUGACGUCACAUUCAAGCGACGUAAAAAGUACUUCUUCGUUAAAUUUAUUAAAAGCAGCUUAAAAUCAGACGCCAUCUACUGGUCAAACAGGUAGGUACAUUUUGAACAAGUUACAUAUCUACUGUAUAUUUUGCCAGUGUAUCUAGGGUGACCGGGGCCCUUUCUCAUGUCAUCAAAUGUCCCAUCCUCGACUCCUCGGUCCUCCGGUAGUGACCCGGAAAUGAA
Trematomus bernacchii (emerald rockcod) is the source of this 6173-nucleotide messenger RNA. RefSeq lists its product as uncharacterized. Lineage: Eukaryota; Metazoa; Chordata; Actinopteri; Perciformes; Nototheniidae. The record is from RefSeq and is a predicted model, not a curated record. The coding region runs from base 494 to 1645 and encodes 383 amino acids. The transcript has a single exon.